This is a messenger RNA of Clupea harengus (Atlantic herring), 1443 nucleotides long. Its product is annotated as cytosolic phospholipase A2 epsilon-like. Bases 1 to 462 code for a protein of 153 amino acids. The record is from RefSeq and is a predicted model, not a curated record. Lineage: Eukaryota; Metazoa; Chordata; Actinopteri; Clupeiformes; Clupeidae. The transcript is spliced from 3 exons.
AUGGAAGAUAAUCACCUUCACCAACUCAGAUUAAACAACAGAGUGUUGAAGCAAACCCAGCAGCACUGCACUGAUCACAGGAUCCCGUUCCCUCACAUCGAUUUCAGCCGUGUGGAGAAAGAGGCCAUGAAGGAGGUGUAUGUUUUUGAGGACGAGAAGAACCCCAAAGCUCCCAUUGUGGUUCACUUCCCUCUGGCCAACCUCACCUUCAGAGAGUUUAAAGCCCCAGGUGUCAGGAGAGAAGGGAAGGAUGAACUGAGGAUGGGAGAGCUGGACGUGAGCAGCAGCGCCUCACCAUACAUCACCAGGAACCUGGCCUACCAGCCCGAGGACUUCCAGAAGCUGAUGGACCUCACUUGCUACAACGUCCUGAACAACCGCGACACCUUGCUGUCAGCUCUGCGCAGGGCGCUACAGAGAGAGAGAGUCCAUGAAGAUGAGCACAAACCCUCCUGUCCCUGAAAUUUUGGCAUUCAGAUAUUAAUGAUUUAAGGUUACAAAGGAACAUACAUCAUUCUUAUAAGCAGCAGAUGUUAAAUCAACAUUACUUUUUGAGAUAUGCUUUUAUAGGUGACUGAUUUUGGUAUAAUCUUCAACUAAUUUUGAUUGUUAAUGUUCAUGUUAAAGAAGAAAAGCCAACUAUAAAGACACAAAUGCUAGAUGCUUGGAAGGUUUUCCCAAUGCCAGCAGUGCUAUAACUUCCUAGUUUUAACUCCUUAGUGCUACUUUAAAUGUUAUGUCAAAGCUUCACUGAAUACUUGAAUACUGCAUGCCUAUGACAUAGUUUGUUUACUGCUACAUUGUAUCAGUUUGCUCGUGUUUAUUUGUCACCUUUUCAGAUGAUUAUAAUGGAAAUAUAUCAGGGCAACUGAAAUUGAUAAACACCACAGAAGUUUUCUUUUGGAUCUUCAGAUUUUGUAUUUUUAGAGUCAGGAUUCAGGAAUGUGUUCAUCCUCAAUUUGACUAAAUAAAGAAUCACAGUCAAGCCUACUUACACAGUGAAUUUAGAAUUUAGUCAACACAGUCAGGCUUGAAGUCUGUACACAGUGUCUCUCAGGCCCUAGGGAAGAGACAAUUAUUUCUGCUGUCCUUACACAUACCAUCUUAUAUCAGAGAGAUUGUGUGAGUAUUAUAUCAGAUGACAGAAAGAAAGAACGAAAAUAAUUCUUUAAUUAACAAAUUAAGAACAAACAAGCUAAUUAACGGAUGAAUUGAUGAAAACAUAUGGGAACAAAUAAUGAAAAAACAAAUAAAAGUCAGUAGAUAGAAGUAUGUUAACACCUAGAACACCAGGCAGUUAGUUGUUUUCAUUCACUGGUUUGAUGCCAGCAUGUUGGAGAGGCUUUUUAAUGACACUCUGAAUUUGUACGUGAUGAAGGUAGUGGAGGAGAAAAAUGCAUGAGAGCUGCUGGAACACAUGGAGCCGUCUUUUAGAUAAUUUAG